Molecule: messenger RNA, 345 nt
Organism: Postia placenta MAD-698-R-SB12
Lineage: Eukaryota; Fungi; Basidiomycota; Agaricomycetes; Polyporales; Adustoporiaceae
Exons: 1
Coding region: 1-345 (114 amino acids)
Source: RefSeq, a predicted model, not a curated record
AUGGUUAUCACUAGUACGGCAGCUUCAUCGGUCGUAGAAGAUGUUCCGGCACCACCCAAGCGCUUCGGGCCACCUGUGAAGGCUAUCAAGAACUCAUUCCAUGCCCUCGCGGCAGAACCAACGUUUUGCCAUCAAUGCAGGAGGACCACCCAACACGACAAGAUGCGAUGUACUGUCAUCAAGGAGUCCGGCGAUUUAUGCGGGAAGAGAUUCUGUCGAAACUGCGUAGAUAAGAGGUCUGUCGCCAUCCUUUUUCUCACUACACGAAGAGGCAGAGCAGUCGCUAUGCGUGGACCCGUCCCGCGUGUCUGUGAUCCUAUUUUCUGUAUUGCCUCACGAAUUUAA